AUGGGCGCCAGCGGCUCCAAGUCGCGGGGGCUGUGGCCCUUCGCCACCCCGGCGGCGGGCGGCGGCGGCCCCGAGGGCCCCGGCGGGCAGCAGGCCCUGGCCCGGGCGCGGGCCGCGCGCGCCGCCACCCCCUUCGUGUUCACACGGCGCGGCUCCAUGUAUUACGAUGAAGACGGGGAUCUUGCCCACGAGUUCUACGAGGAGACAAUCGUCACCAAGAACGGGAGGAAGCGCGCCAAGCUGAAGAGGAUCCACAAGAACCUGAUACCUCAGGGCAUAGUGAAACUAGAGCAUCCUCGCAUUCACGUGGAUUUCCCAGUGAUUAUCUGCGAGGUGUGAGUCCCAGACAUCGCUGCCCGUGGAUGGGAGGCCCUGCCCCACCACCUCCAACCUCACUGGGGCAGGCUGCAUCGUGUUCCCACCGAGGAGGACUCCAGCCGUGUGGCAGGAUGGUGGCUCUCCCCUCGCCUGGAGGUGAGGCAGGACGGAGCAGGCCUUCGCAGGAGAUGGGUGACUCUGUGCAAUGACUGCUUAAAAACAUCCUCGCUUGAGUCAGAAGACUAAAAUACCUUUUGUAGCCUCUAGCCGACGUUUGAUGGGUAACUGGAACUGCAAACAAGCUGCUGUGAUUGAGCUGUGAAAGGGAGAGCAAGCCUGCACUUCUCACCAGAGAGAAUCCCCUGCUUCUCAGGUAUGCGGCCCAGGGAGAGCCAGGGCACGGCACCCCGAGGUCCCUGGGGCCCGCAGCUCAGAUGGCCAGUGUUGCAGCAUGUCCCUUUGACACCGGUGUGAUGUGAUGCUCCCCUGCGUGGGUUUGUUGAUGGAGGAUAAGCAGAGCAGGCUGAGGGGUCUCAAAGCACAUUGGGCUGGCUGCUGCUCUCCUCUCGGGAAGGGGAUGGAGAGCAGAUGCCGCUCUCUUAGACCUCGGUCUCUUCCCCCACUGUGUUUCCUCACUAUGCCAGUGCUGGGGAGGUUGGCUUUACUGCUGCCUGCUGGAGAUCUCUGCAGUCCCUGGCCCCUGCUGGUGGCAGCAAGGUCCCAGCUCCGCAGCGGACUUGCCUCCCCCAUUGUCACACUGGCUCUGCUGAGCGCCUCCCUCGCCUGCCGCGGGGCUGGGCUGCCGGGCAGCUUCCUCACCCCUGCUGCUCCUUGAACAUACCUCCCUGUAGGCUGGGCCUCGACUGAGCCAAGCAGGAAAGGAAUCCUGUCUUCUUCCCUGUGCCCCCGAAACAAUCAAUUGGUGUACCUGCCCCGGCUUGGAAAUCUCCCUGGCGAUGUGAACUGUGGUUCCUCCCGCAUCCCAGCUGGCGGCAGGAGGAGAAAUGCGAUGCACUUUAAAGGGAGGCUUGCUGCCCCACCUCGGAGGGCCCUGCUCUUUUCUCCUCUUUCCUCCCACCUAAGAAGGUCGAGGUCUUGGCGGCACGAAGAACCUCUCACCCCUGUGUGUGUCCAGCUGCUGGGGGAAAGGCCUGACCCCAAAUGCCCCUUGGCAGCACGAGGAGCCCCUGCCUCCCUGCUCAGCUGUGCCCAGACCGGGCAGGCAGAGGAGGACCGGCAGCAGGCACAGCUUUAAAGUGGGUCAGAGCCUACUCCCCACAGCAGCCAGCUCGGCUUUCCUCCUCUUUCGUUCCAGAACUUAUUUACUUUCUAAGCACUUCAGAUGUUUGCUACCUCGAUUUUUAAUUUAAGCUGCUGGCACUUGGCUGCCAGCCCUGUCGGUGUCUACGUUGGAUGUAUCCAUCCCCGCGUCCGCCCAGAGCCGCCCGGGCGCGGGGCCGCAUUCCCAGCUCCGGGGAGAUAACAGCGACGUGGCUGUUGCUGGCUUCCUGUCACCACCUCUUCCCUUCACGUCCCUCCACCCGCGGUUCCCAUCGACAGGAGCGAGCUCACGGGGUGAAAUGGAUGUGCUGGCUGCCACCAGGCAGGAAAGUGGAAGGGCAGGGCUCAUCUACACUGUGAUGCUGGGCGCUUCUUUCGACAUCUUUUGUUCUGCUUGCUUGGAAGAGUCUUGUCUUAAAACAAUCCCUCACUGAAGUGUUUCUUAUUUGCACCACCUGCUCUUGAGUUUCUCCCUGGCUGGAGCUCCCUGGGAAGGGCAUCCCUUGGGCUCCACAGGAGAGCAGGAGCUGCUGUCCCCAGGAAGAGGAGAGAAAACCGUGGCCACGCUGUCUGUGCUGCCUUGCCCCA
Messenger RNA from Melozone crissalis (California towhee), 2187 nucleotides. It is a transcript of the gene TUSC2, whose product is annotated as tumor suppressor 2, mitochondrial calcium regulator. NCBI's taxonomy places the organism in Eukaryota, Metazoa, Chordata, Aves, Passeriformes, Passerellidae. The record is from RefSeq and is a predicted model, not a curated record. The coding region runs from base 1 to 339 and encodes 112 amino acids. The transcript has 3 exons. Gene Ontology annotation, biological process: regulation of mitochondrial membrane potential; inflammatory response. Gene Ontology annotation, cellular component: mitochondrion.